AUGCUGUGGGAUCACCUGUUUGAUUUCUUUGAACAAUUCACUUACAGUCAUCAUCAUGACCAAAACCCUUCCCUUCCAUUGAAAGACAACUAUUUCAACGUCUUCUCAACCGAGCUUCAACAAGUAAUUCAUCCACCCAAUAUUUUCGUAGACGGGUAUGCCAACGUAUCCUACACGCAUUAUCUCCCUGUAUGGGUCAACUCGCUCUCUAUGGCUAAUUCCAUAUUCUAUCUCAUAUGCUUUGGACUUUAUUACCUAUCCAUGGCCUUCUUCUUGUAUAAAAUCAAAAGCAGAAAGAUUGAAUUGAAGCGAAAUCACAAACUUUUAUUCGUUUUGGCGAUUGUUUUUGUCGCUAUUCAAUCCAUGACUCUCAUCAUUCGAGUGGUUUACGACGGUUUACAUUUAUACGCUAGAAUUUAUACAGAAUCCACAGGCAAUUUGUUGAGAAUGGAAUUUCUAAUCGCUUUGAACCUCAUGGGAGCUCUAACAAUCUUCUUUAUGUUUUCAGAUUUUAUCUUUUUAUUUAUUGUGCUGUUCUACUUCCAAAAGAUAUUUUGGACGACAGCCAAAAUGAUGGGUGCAAUUUCAAGAAAAGCUCUCUCUAGAAUUCAAAUCAUGCUCAAUGUAACGACAGUCAUCUUCUCUGUGACGAGUUUAGUGAUGGUCCUGCUGGCGGCCAUCUUUUUCUUUUUCCAGAAAACAGAUAUGGUUGGGAAACCUCCAACCACUGGUGUUUACGUGGGAUGUUUUGUGGUUAUCUUUACAAUGCUUGUUUAUGAUGCUGUGAUUACGAUCAUUUCAGGAGUGUUAGUGAUGAGAUCCAUUAAGCAAACCAUAAAGGCUGUGAUGACAAGUUCUCAACGAUACGCUCAAAGACAUUAUCAACCAAGAAUAACCUCUCCAUUGACAUCCUCCUCAUUGAGCGAUCACAAUGUAGACAAAUCGAAUGCAAACAUUUCAAACACGACUCUUAGCGUUCAACAGCAGGUAGUAAAUUCAUCCCAUCCACACAGUACCAACGAUAACAACACCUCAACAACGAUACUACGAACAUCCAUCGAUGGAAGGAAAAUGGAACAACGUAUUCAAUCACCCUUCAAAGUAACAUUCGGAUUAUUAUUGGGUCUCGUUGCAUGUAUCUUUUUUCAACUGCUAGCAGCAGGUAUUGCCUCAGCGGCAGUUGAAAUUGAUGUGGUCAAGAUGAUUUGGUACUUUUUUAAUUGCUUGGGAGUACUCGUAUUUGCUGUUAUCAUUUUGUGUUUGUUUUAUCCCAUGUUUGUGAAUACUGAAAUUGCAUUUAAGGAAAUUGAAACUUCUAAGGCUAAUGCUUUAAAGAAUCAUGAACAUGUUCAAGAAGGAUCUCUCAAUCCCAUGUUACGUGUGCCGAGCAUGGAGUUGCAAACUCCAUCUUCACCUACACUUGGUGGAAAUGACACUGGCACCACCAGUGAGUGUAUUUCUGUAAACGAACAUUGA
Messenger RNA from Naegleria lovaniensis, 1476 nucleotides. RefSeq lists its product as uncharacterized. NCBI's taxonomy places the organism in Eukaryota, Heterolobosea, Eutetramitea, Acrasida, Naegleriidae. The transcript is spliced from 2 exons. The record is from RefSeq and is a predicted model, not a curated record. Bases 1 to 1476 code for a protein of 491 amino acids.